Molecule: messenger RNA, 7370 nt
Organism: Drosophila arizonae
Lineage: Eukaryota; Metazoa; Arthropoda; Insecta; Diptera; Drosophilidae
Gene: RhoGAP100F
Product: Rho GTPase activating protein at 100F
Biological process (GO): regulation of Ras protein signal transduction; cell projection organization; cell migration
Cellular component (GO): synaptic membrane
Molecular function (GO): GTPase activator activity; protein binding
Source: RefSeq, a predicted model, not a curated record
CAAACUGUGCUAGCGAAUUGUAACGAACGACARUCAGGGACUCAGUUCGUUCGUUCAGUUUAGUGAGUCAUUGCCGCUCAUCAAUCAAUCAAUCAAUCAUUCAAAUUGUUGAAGCCUAAGCAAAUAGAAAAAAUAAUAAUAAAAUAAAAAAACAAACAAUAAAACAUAAAAAUACAAAUACAGAAAAUCUAACGCGAGUGCAGUGAUGCAAAUAGCUUUAUUAAAAACAACAACCACAAGUGCCCUAAACAAAACGCUGUCAGCCGCCCCCAAGUAAAGCAAACCAAAAAAAAAAAAAAAAAAGACCCACACGAGCUAAGCGUGAGGGACUUUGAACGGUUACGACUCUGAUGGUGGUGGAUUACCGUGGGGUGGGUGGCUAGUGUUAUCGUCUUUGCUCGCUCUCGCCCACAAAUUGCCAGCAGCGGCAACUUGCUCCAAAUUUGUAGAUCAUGCGCAAUAGGAGUGACUCGCUGAAACGCUCACUGGUUCGCUCAUUGCCCAAACAGGAUAUUUUAUUAUACUGAAAUUCAAACCCACACACACAUAUAAGUUCAUACAUACAGAUGCGUGCUGAGCUGCGCUCUUUUAACGUACGAGUACCGCAGGAAAUUCGCAUAUUCAGGCCAAAAGCAUUGCGCUCGUAGUAAAACGCGGCUCAUAAGCAAAAGCUCCGCACUGCCAUUCGGACGCAUUCCGUUGCCUGCUCCCACUUACACAUUAUCACGCGCUCCCACAUAGAAAAAGAAACACACACACACACACACACAUAAAACAUACACUCGCACACACGCGUAGCCGUUCCUACAUGCAUUCACACAUACACGUGCAAAAAUCAAUUGGUCGCAGUUAAAAGAAAAAAUCGGUUAACUAAAAGGGAUUUUUGGUCAGAAACGCGUUGUUUUUGAGGCCCUGGCUGCCAAAUAAUGUUGAAAUUGACUGUGAAAUGUGCAAAAGCGAGAAAAGCGAAAAAAGCUCACAAGUUACGCAAAAAAUGCAGCAGCAUCGCAGCCGCAGUAGCAGCAGCAGCGAGCAAAAUGUGAAACGGAAACGAGCAAACGAACAAUGUUAAAAGUGCAGAGGAUCGAAGGAUGCAUCCGAGUGCCUCCACAGUGCCAUUGACCACCACCGAACCAGCAAUUUGUCAUUAACGCCAACGCAAGCAUCAGCAACUGAAUUGCUGCCACGGCAUCAUCAACUGCAACGGCAACUGCAUCUGCAUCUGCAACUGCAACAUCAACAGCAACAGCAAUUGCAAUUGCAUUUGCAUUCGUAUCUGCAAUAUAGCCGCAAAAGCCUUGCCAACUGCACCUGCAUCUAACGCUGUUCCCCCGCCGGCAACCACCCCACAGAUGCUGUCCUUGUUGUUGUUGCUGUUGCUGCUGCUUGUGAUUUUGAGUUUUCAUAACUAAACGGUGAAUUUCGUGCGGCUAGCAAAACGACGAACAGACAUCCAGGCAACCAGGCAUCCAGGUAUCCAGGCAUCCGGGCAUCCAAACAUCCAGUCAGCAUCCAUCAGGCCAGGCAACGCAGUUUAGCACUACUAUACGAGCAACGAAUGAAUCGAACUUGCAUUUUAUAUAUAGACUAAGCUAAUGAAUUUUCGUAAAAUUAAGUCGAUAACGCGAUCACGCCCCUGGGCACUUUUCUCGAGACUUCAGCCAGGGCCACAAAUGCCCCAACUGUAGCAGCAGAAGACAGACUUUCCCCAUAAGGAUCCCCACUCAUAAAUGCAGUGGAAGAAGAAGUUUACUCGAUUGAAAGCAGCUACUGGAAAUUCGCGUGUGCGAAGAAUGCUUUGUUGUGGACGUAGAAAGGAAAAUGGAAGAUCAGUUCCUGAUGUUACAGCCAGUCCGGGCCGCGCGCCGCCCGGCCCGCUGCCCGCCAACCAGCUGUCCGGCAUGGGCAACCAGCAGCAGCACCACCUCCAUGCCAACCAGCAGCAGCAGCAACAGCAGCAGCAGCAGCACCAUGGCAACCAGCAACAGAAUCGCGGCCAGAGCGGAACCACAAACGGCUCAGGUGGCGUCAAGGAUCCGGUGCUGCUCCAAGGCGACUUUCGCAAGGUCAGCGGCAUCAGCUCGGAGAUCUUUCGACAGAUAGAAGCUGUUGAGAACGAUCAUGAUCCGAACACCGCGGCGGCACUGGAGGCAGUGGAGCGCCGUGGCGAGAUGAUUGUGCGCAUCCUGGAGCCACGCUCCAUGGGCAGCAAGCACGCUGUGGAUGCGGCGCACAAGCUGAUGAACAAGGCCGAUGGCCGGCAUACCGUGCAGCUGGUGGAGAUUGUGAAGCGGCCCGGUCAAACACUCGGCCUCUACAUACGCGAGGGCAACGGCGCCGAUCGCACCGACGGCGUCUUCAUAUCCCGCAUCGCCCUCGAGUCGGCAGUCUAUAACAGCGGCUGCUUAAGGGUGGGCGACGAAAUCCUGGCCGUCAAUUUGGUGGAUGUCACUCAUAUGUCGCUGGAUGAUGUCGUCAUCAUUAUGUCAAUUCCUCGGCGCCUGGUGCUGGCCAUACGGCAGAGGCGGGGCAAUCGUGGCGCUGGGUCACCGGGGCCACCAACACUGUCGAGGCCGGAGCAGAAGCCCCCACCGGUGGUGGUCAUCAAGCGUGAUAUCAGAGACGAAGACCUGGACGAAACCGAUCGAAUGCCGCGCCCGCGUUCAUCACGUGAAAGACGUACAGGCGACGGCCGAGAGAUGACCGAGUCGCGCUCCAGGCUGGGGCUGGGCCUCAACAACUACAGUCCGCAGUCGGAGCAGCUGGACAUGUACUACAAUACACGGGGCGGCGUCAAUGCCAUGGGCGAACCACCAAACUGGGGCUACAAGCCGCCGCCGCCACCMUCGUCGGUCAUCACGGAGCAGCCCACCAAGGGGCAUGCGUUUGCGCCUUCGCACGCCUACUAUCAGAACGCGGGCACGCUGGAGAGCCUGGCGGAAAAGGUUCAUGCAUUUUAUCCGGGCGCUCCGGGGCAGCCGCUCGGCCCUUCCCGCCGCAUGUCCACGGGCACUGGCAACGUGGGCUUGGCCCAGCAGCACGCCCGGUUUCCGCGCUCUGGCUCCGAUCAGCAUUUGCCGCGAGUCGAGUACGCUGAUUACUCCAACUCACUGGGCCGCCACUCGCUGCUGCGCUCGAGCUUAAAACCCGGAACGGGCGCGCCAAUGCCAGUGGGGGUUGGCGGCACGUUGGGUCGCUAUGGGCGCUACGAUCAGCAACGCGGCGGGGUUCCGAAGUACGGACCGCCAGCAGCGGGCGCACAGUCCCUCACCCGUCGCUCGCGACCCAAUCUGGACUACUCCAGCGACACCGAAGCCACCAUUGGGCCGCGGCCCAGCUACUACUACUAUAACCGGCCYGCCAUAGGCAGCAUGCCGCGUGGCUCAAGCGGCGUGGGAGGCAGCGGUGCCGCUGCAGCCGCAGCUGCCAUGCUGGCCGGUGGCCCAGAUCUCAACAAAUUCAACUCACUGCCAAGGGAGCGACCUGGCGCCAGGCUACAGGGCAUUCGGGCGCGCAUAGGCGAUCGCAUUCUGGACGAGAAUGAUGGCAACAUCUCGGCGCCCGAGUAUGAUGCGCGGCGUGGGCGUGACCUGCGGCAACGCAUUACGGCCAGCCCGGGCCCCUCCAUCUUUACGGCGGACGAGUACCGUGCGUGGCUGAGGCGCGCCCCCAGCAGCUCUGCGAUUGCAGAGCAAAUGCGCAUGACUCGGGACAUGUUCGCUCAGCCGCGCUCACAUCGCUUCUCCUGCAGUGCGGAGAACAUUCACGAUGCUCUGCGGAAUACCGAGAGCAUUUACUCCAGCAGAACGGGCAUACUUGGCACUGGCACCCUAGACCGUAAUCUGGGUCUAACCCGGCCCAUAUCAGCACUGCCCGUGCGCUCCAUGUCCUCGCAGCACAUAGGUGGCGCUGGUUCAAUACGCUCACCCAGCAUCCGGCGCAUGCGUCAGCUCCUGGAACUAUCUGCUGGCCCAGCUAGUCCUAGUGGCAGCAUCAUGAGCACAGCCGGCCAUCAGAGUCCGGCGCCCACGCCCAGCGCCACAAUGCCACGAGCGCAUCGCCAGAUCGACAUCAAUCCGGCGGAGUUCGCCAAGUACAAGUUGGACAAGCCCAUUGUGGACAUUGGCGGCGUCUCGGGCAUGCUGUGGAUACAUCUGCUGGCGGGACGUGGGUUGCGCUCGACUCCAGAGCAGGGCGCACAGCUUGGGGCCGGCGGAGCACCGCUCCCACAGACCAGAGAUCUCUACUGCGUGAUUGAGUGCGACCGCGUGCAUAAGGCGCGCACGGUGGUGCGCUCGGGAGACUUGCAAUUCGAUUGGGACGAGUCCUUCGAGCUCGACCUGGUGGGCAACAAGCAGCUGGACGUGCUCGUCUACUCCUGGGAUCCGCAGCACAGGCACAAGCUCUGCUAUCGCGGCGCCAUAUCGCUGUCGGCAGUGUUGCGGCAGUCGCCUCUGCACCAGCUGGCGCUCAAGGUGGAGCCGCGUGGCACAGUCUACAUCCGCAUGCGGCACACCGAUCCCCUGGCGCUGUAUAAGCGUCGCGGUCUGCCCAGCCUGCGUGCCGGCUAUCCCACGCUAUUCGGCGCCGACCUGGAGACGGUGGUCAACAGGGAGUCGAAGAACGUGCCCGGCUGUGCACCAGUGCCAAUUGUUCUGCGACGCUGCGUGGAGGAGGUGGAGCGGCGAGGCCUCGAUAUAAUCGGGCUGUACCGCCUGUGCGGAUCGGCGACCAAGAAGCGUUUACUGCGCGAGGCCUUCGAGCGCAACAGCCGAGCCGUGGAAUUGAGCCCGGAACACGUUCCUGAUAUUAAUGUUAUUACCGGCGUCCUCAAGGACUACCUCAGAGAGCUGCCCGAGCCACUGUUCACGCGCUGUCUCUUCCAGAUGACGGUCGAUGCAUUGGCUGUCUGCCUGCCAGAUGAUCCUGAGGGAAAUGCGAAACUGAUGCUUAGCAUACUCGACUGUUUGCCCCGGGCGAAUAGGGCCACUUUGGUGUUCCUGCUUGACCACUUGUCUCUGGUUGUGUCCAAUGCGGAGCGCAAUAAGAUGUCCGCUCAGGCGCUGGCCACUGUGAUGGGUCCCCCGCUGAUGCUGCAUUCGGCCAGUGCACAGCCUGGCGCUGACAUUGAUCACGCCCAGCCGAUUGCGGUGCUCAAGUAUCUGCUGCAGAUCUGGCCGCAGCCGCAAGCCCAGCAGGCGCAGCAUCAGCAGCUGGCUCAGCACAUGGGCGGCAUGGCCACAGCUAGCAGCAUGAGCAACAUGGCAGGUGUUGCUUCAGGUCGGCGCGGCGAGUCAACAGGGCAGCGUGGAAGCAAAGUCAGUGCGUUGCCAGUGGACAGACAGCAAAUACUACUGCAGCAGCAGCAGCAGCUCAUGGCGGCGGGCAACCUACUGCGCUCGUCCACUUCGGUAACCAACAUACUCUCCCAAGGCCAUCAUCAGCUCUCAGCCACAGCCAACAGUCAUCUGUAUCAAUCAGUAGUGGGUCAGUUAGCUCAAUCGCAUCGAGCCUUGCAACAAGCGGUGCAACAGCCCUAUCAAUUGGGGGGCUCAGCGGGCUCAGCAAUUCCCGACCAAUCGCCACUGCCACUUCCAGGCACACCCUCCCCAGGCAGUAGCUCAGCUUCGACGGGCUCCGGCUCGGGGUCGGGCUCGGGCUCGGGCAAGAGCACUGAUACCAUCAAACGUGGUGCUUCACCCGCCUCGGUCAAGCAAGUGAAAGUCGCAGAUACGCUCAGCCCGUACUCCGUCGUGCAGAAGAAGCCCCCACUACAGAAGGAUGCACCCAUAGAAGAGAUUACGCCCCCAGAGGCUAGCGCUAGCGCUAGCGCCGGCGCCAGCGGCAGCGCCGCCAGCUCGACCAACCGCAAGGGCGUCGACUUCUACGAACCGCACAACUCGCAUUCCAAGAGCUUGGCCAGCGACGAGCCCUACACAUCUAAGUACAGCAGCAGCACUCUGGACUCCAAGAAGAACAGCUACGGCAGCAGCUACACGCCCAGCAAAAGCUCCAACGCCAGCAACAACGACGACUACAAGGUCAUACGCAACAAGACGAGCGCCACGUCGAGCUCCAGCUCGUCUCAGGCAACGGUGCUAAGUGCCGGCUCGACGGCGACGUCGGCGCCAACCACCUCCUCGGAUGACUCCGACGACCUGGUCUCGUACAAGUCGUCGGCCUCGACCAAUGCGCUGCUGGCCCAGUCUCAGGCGAUGACCACCAGCCAGCUGAUGUCCAAGUACUUGAAGCGCGAGCCGCGUGUCCAAUUCACACCGAUCAAGUCGCCGGACUCGCCUUCGCCGCCCGGCGGCGGGGACGGCUUGCCGAAGGGCACUUACCAGCUGGUCACGCCCAGCUCCAGCACCAGCUGCCUGGCGAAGCCCAGUGCCACCACUGGAGCGAUUAGCAAGUACACCACAUCAACAUCGUCGCCCAGUGCAGCGGACACCACCACGAAUCCAACGAGCAGCAGCAGCAAAUUGUCGUCGCCGUCGCGGUUGGCCAAGGAUGGCCGGUCGGGUGGCGCGGCGGUAAGUAGCUCCUCCUCUUCCCUGGUGUCGAGUGGCAGGCGGCUGUUCGACAGCCUCGCCUCGUCCUCGUCCUCGGAAACGGAGACAAAGACUUACAUUGGCGGCACCACAGUGGCCAGCGCAGUCAGCACCACCUCAACUUACACGAACGACUCCCGAAACGUAGCCACCAGCAAUAGCAGUAAAACAGCCUCCGGCUCAGAGCACAGAAGUUUUGGUAGCGCAUUAUUCGGCAGUAGCGCCAUAGGCAACGGCACCGGCAAUGGCAAUGGCCAUGGCCAUGGCCAUGGUGUCCACUCUAGCAACAGCCCCUUCGCCAGCACCAAUGGCAAUGCCAGCACCAGCAGCAAUCACAGUGCCAUGAAUCUCUAUGGAACUCUGCCCAAGAAUGGGGCUGCUAACGGCAGUAGCGCGGGCGCCACUCUCUUUGGCGCGAGCGCCAGUGCCAGCUCCUCGUAUCACUCGGGCAGCGGCACAGCCAGCAGCAGUGGGGUCAGCUCCAUGACUGGCUCCACCAAUAGCUACGAUUUCUACACGGGCGGCGGCUCAGCUGGCAGCAGCAGCAGCAGCACACGCCCCUUCGCCAAUGGCGGCAACAACUAUCAUACGCUGGGCACUUACCGCGCCCAGUACGCGGCCACCAAUCCCUUCCUCGACGCCUUCGACGAGAAGCCCAGCAGCAAUGGGGCCAACAAUGGCCAUAACAGCCACCACGUGGCCGACUCCAAGCUGGCAGCCAGCUCCGACAAGGGCCAUCAGCGUGCCUCAAUGGUGGCCGCCUUCCAGUCGUCGGGCGACUCGAAGAAUGGCAGCGACGAGUACGAUGAUCUCAAGUGA